UCAUCCAGACAUUUAUCGUUCGUGACUGUGGGACCUGCAUUGGAAAUCUGUCCUUUAACGGUGGCACAAUGUCGGCCUCCAUGACUGAGAUCUGCUGUCAGACCAAUCUCUGCAACAACCAAACCAUCACAGAAGAGGCUAACACCACCUCGAACGGCCUCGAGUGUUACACCUGUCCGUUGUUCGGUGCAUGUGAAGAUCCCACAAGAACAGUGAAAUGUGCUGGUGCACAGACGUGGUGUUUCCAUUCCUCCAUCACAUUCAGUUCACUUGCUUUCACGAUUAAAGGCUGUGCUUCCAGGACUAUGUGCCAAAACCCAGACGUGUUAAAGGAUUAUGGAGUCCAGACACAGCAAGACUUCUUCUGCUGCCAAGGGAGUGGCUGUAAUCGGAGGAGUUCAGAGGGAAGCUUGGCACCAAAACCCUCAAAUCCUGUGUCAAGUAAGGAGGCCGAAGCAGGAGUAGGCCAUUUGGCUCUUCAGGCCUGUUCCUCCAUUCAAUAUGGUCAUGGCUGAUCAUCCAACUCAGUCUCCCAUUCCCCCUUGAUCCUUCCAUCGCCAUUGAUCCCUUUGGCCCCAAGAACUAUAACUAUCAUCUUCUUGAAAACAUUCAAUGUUUUGUCCUCUCAAAAAGAGAGUCUGAGCAGCCAUAAUGGGCUGAAUAGCCUCCACCUGCCUUGUGCAAGCCCAUGAUUAAUUUGCGAAAAGUUUCCAAUAGAGACUCGAUGGGUCGAAUGUCCUCCUUCUCUGUAACGUUCUCCA
Molecule: messenger RNA, 761 nt
Organism: Rhincodon typus (whale shark)
Lineage: Eukaryota; Metazoa; Chordata; Chondrichthyes; Orectolobiformes; Rhincodontidae
Product: urokinase plasminogen activator surface receptor-like
Exons: 3
Coding region: 69-515 (148 amino acids)
Source: RefSeq, a predicted model, not a curated record